Scheffersomyces stipitis CBS 6054 is the source of this 747-nucleotide messenger RNA. It is a transcript of the gene KIS1, whose product is annotated as Kis1p. Gene Ontology annotation, molecular function: protein kinase binding. The transcript is spliced from 2 exons. The annotation marks the transcript as partial. Gene Ontology annotation, cellular component: nucleotide-activated protein kinase complex; cytoplasm; nucleus. NCBI's taxonomy places the organism in Eukaryota, Fungi, Ascomycota, Pichiomycetes, Serinales, Debaryomycetaceae. Gene Ontology annotation, biological process: signal transduction. The record is from RefSeq and is a predicted model, not a curated record.
AACAUCACGGUUCCUGUAGACAUAAAGUGGGUCCAAGGUGGAGAGAAAGUGUACGUUACAGGGUCUUUCACAGGCUGGAGAAAAAUGAUUGGUCUCUCUAAGCAACCAGAUAACUCCUUCCUUAUCACUUUGGGCCUCCCAGUGGGUACUCAUCGCUUUAGAUUUGUCAUUGACAAUGAACUCAGAUUUUCAGAUUUCUUGCCAACUGCAACUGAUCAAAUGGGUAACUUUGUCAAUUAUGUGGAAGUGACUCCCGAGCAUAUCCAGCAACAUUUAUCACUGCUCGAGGACCAAGAGGCGUCUUCUGUUUCUCGUGGAAGAACUGAUUCCAUGUGGAGAUUAACCAAUGACGACGAUGAUAUGGGAAAUGGCUAUUCACGAUAUCACGAUGAAGAUAAUGCAACAAACGAAAAGAAUUAUCAAUUCAUAAAUGAUAUUCCUCCAAUUUUCACUGACUCCAAGGUUAUGGAACAGUAUUACAUUGCGAUAGAUAAGCAAUCAAAGUCCAAUGGACAACAGCAAGCUUGGCUCCACCCUCCACAGUUGCCUCCUCAUUUGGAAAAUGUCAUCUUAAACAAUUACAACUCCUCCGAUAGAGAUAAUAACGGUGGUGCCUUGCCAAUUCCAAACCAUGUGGUGUUAAAUCAUUUGGCAACUACUAGUAUCAAGCAUAACACAUUGGCUGUGGCAUCUGUGGUAAGGUAUAAAAGAAAGUAUGUUACUCAGGUUUUGUAUGCUCCAUUGCAA